Molecule: messenger RNA, 3388 nt
Organism: Etheostoma cragini (Arkansas darter)
Lineage: Eukaryota; Metazoa; Chordata; Actinopteri; Perciformes; Percidae
Gene: ankrd28a
Product: serine/threonine-protein phosphatase 6 regulatory ankyrin repeat subunit A
Exons: 28
Coding region: 139-3288 (1049 amino acids)
Biological process (GO): positive regulation of transcription by RNA polymerase II
Cellular component (GO): nucleus; cytoplasm
Molecular function (GO): transcription cis-regulatory region binding; protein binding
Source: RefSeq, a predicted model, not a curated record
AGGAUCAUUACUUUCAAUCACUUUGGCGGAAAUGGGCUUCCAUACUGCCCUCAUUCAGUUUCCCCCGGUUUAUCUAGCGUUACAGCAACGUUAACUCCCGGGCGAGAUACUGCCUCCUUUUGGCUUCACACAGGGAAUAUGGCUGUUUUGAAGAUACAAGACCAGCCGUCUCUGUUAAGAGCCAUCUUCAACGUGGACCCAGAUGAAGUUCGCUCUCUCAUAUUCAAAAAAGAGGAUGUCAACAUUCAGGACAACGAGAAGAGGACGCCUCUGCAUGCUGCAGCCUACUUGGGAGACGCUGAGAUCAUUGAACUGCUCAUUCUCUCAGGAGCCAGAGUUAAUGCCAAAGACAACAAGUGGUUGACUCCUCUUCAUCGAGCUGUCGCCUCUUGUAGUGAGGACGCAGUGGCAGUGUUGCUGAAGCACAGUGCAGAUGUUAACGCCCGUGACAAGAACUGGCAGACGCCGCUCCAUGUUGCAGCUAGCAACAAGGCAGUACGCUGUGCUGAGGCUUUGGUCCCGCUGCUUAGCAACAUCAACGUGUCUGACCGGGCCGGACGCACUGCCUUGCACCACGCCGCCUUCAGUGGACAUGUAGAAAUGGUGAAGUUGCUGCUGUCCAGAGGAGCCAACAUUAAUGCAUUUGACAAGAAGGACAGGAGAGCCAUCCACUGGGCAGCCUAUAUGGGUCACCUGGAGGUGGUAAAGUUAUUGGUGGCCAGUGGAGCAGAGGUUGACUGUAAGGACAAAAAAGCAUAUACUCCGCUCCAUGCAGCCGCCUCUAGUGGCAUGAGCAGCACAGUGCACUAUCUGCUGACGCUGGGGGUCCACGUCAACGAGGUGAACAGCUAUGGCAACACUCCUCUCCAUUUGGCCUGUUACAAUGGACAGGAUGUGGUGGUCAGUGAGCUCAUUGAGGCAGGAGCCAAUGUCAACCAGGUGAACGAGAGGGGGUUUUCGGCUCUUCACUUUGCCUCGUCCUCACGACAGGGGGCACUGUGCCAGGAACUGCUGUUGUCCCAUGGAGCACACAUCGACAUGCCAAGUAAGGAUGGUAAGACUCCCCUCCACAUGGCAGCAACACAUGGAAGGUUCUCCUGCUCUCAGGCCCUCAUUCAAAAUGGAGCUGAGAUUGAUUGUGAGGACAGGAGCCAAAACACUGCCCUUCACAUCUCUGCCCGCUAUGGCCAUGAACUCAUCAUCACAGCACUCGUCAAACACAGAGCCAACACUGCCAAGAGAGGUAUUCAUGGGAUGUUCCCUCUACACCUAGCAGCUCUCAGCGGCUUCUCCGAUUGCUGCAGGAAGCUGCUGUCGGGGUUUGACAUAGACACCCCUGAUGACUUUGGAAGGACCUGUCUACAUGCUGCUGCAGCUGGAGGGAACCUGGAAUGUCUGAAUCUGCUGUUAAACAUAGGAGCGGACUUUAACAGGAAAGACAACUUUGGAAGGACUCCACUACACUAUGCAUCAGCUAACUGUAACUACCAGUGUGUGUUUGCCUUGGUGGGCUCUGGGGCAAGCAUCAAUGAGCUGGACCAGAGAGGCUGCAGUCCCCUGCACUACGCUGCUGCAGCCGACACUGAUGGAAAGUGUGUGGAGUACCUGUUGAGGAACGAUGCUGAUCCGGGAGUUAGAGACGCCCAGGGUUAUAGUGCAGUGCACUAUGCCUCAUCUUACGGACGCACACUCUGCCUGGAACUGUUAAUGGAGACAUCAGUAACAGGCCUCCUGGGUGACUCAGAGAGCCAAGCCCCCAUCAGUCCACUCCACCUGGCAGCCUACCAUGGACACUGUGGAGCUUUAGAGGUUCUCUUAUCGUCCAUGCUGGAAGUGGAUGUUUGCAGCCCAGAGGGCCGGACGCCCCUCAGCCUAGCCUGCUCCAAGGGUCACCAAGAGUGUGUCUCCAUGCUGUUGCACCAUGGAUCCUCACCAAUGACCUGUGACUACACGCACAAGAAGACAGCCAUACAUGCUGCAGCUAUGAAUGGCCACCCAGAGUGCCUGCGCCUGCUCAUAAGCAACAACGACCAACACAUUAAUGUGGACGUGCAAGACAUCAACGGACAGACUCCUCUGAUGUUGGCAGUGCUAAAUGGACACACAGAGUGUGUGUACUCUCUACUCAGUCAAGGGGCCAGCGUAGAGUAUCAGGACCGCUGGGGGAGGACGGCACUACACCGAGCGGCAGUGACUGGCCAGGAGGAGAGUAUAGAGGCCCUCCUCCAGCGGGGGGCCAGUGUGUGUGUCAAAGACAUCACUGGCCGCUCCCCUCUUCACCUGGCAUCUGCUUGCGGCCGUGUGGGUGUCCUGGGUGCCCUGCUGCAGGCCACGACCACCUCCUCACUCACCCACACACACCUCACUGACAACCAGGGCUACACACCACUGCACUGGGCCUGCUACAACGGAUAUGAUGCUUGUGUGGAGUUGUUGUUAGAACAGGAGGUGUUCAGGAAGAUUAAGGGCAACCCUUUCAGUCCGCUGCACUGUGCUGUUAUGAGCAAUAACGAGGGAGUGGCUGAGAUGUUGAUUGAGACCCUGGGAACGGAUAUCGUCAACACCACUGACUCCAAGGGCAGGACCCCCCUACACGCUGCAGCGUUUUCCGACCAUGUGGAGUGUGUUUCCCUUCUGCUUAGCCACGGAGCUCAGGCAAACGUAGUCGACACACACACACGCAGGACGCCACUGAUGAUGGCCGCUAUAAGCGGACAAACCAAUACCGUGGAGAUGCUGGUGAGCAGUGCUAAAGCAGACUUCACGCUACAGGAUACAAACAGAAACACAGCAUUACAUCUGGCUUGCAGCAAGGGUCAUGAGACGGGUGCCUUGUUGAUUCUGGAGAAGCUCAGCAACAAGAACCUCAUCAACUGCACCAAUACUUCUCUCCAGACGCCCUUGCAUGUAGCAGCCAGGAAGGGAUUGACAGUGGUGGUCCAGGAGCUGCUGGGGAAGGGAGCCAGUGUGUUGGCAGUGGACGAGAACGGUUACACUCCAGCUCUGGCCUGCGCUCCCAACCGCGAUGUGGCCGACUGUCUGGCACUCAUCCUCAACUCCAUGAUGCCCACCUCCCCUAUGGUCACCAUAGCAGCGUUGCCUGCACAUUCUCUUACUCAGACAGUGAUCAACCACCACCCGACUAACAACCAUGUCUCCAAAGGUGUGGCCUUUGACACCCCUCCCCCUCUGAGGCCUGACCACGCCUCCUACUGCAGGCCAGAGCGCCCACUGUCCUCCGUCACUGGGGACGAUGAACUGAAUGACUCAGAUUCAGAGACAUACUGAGAACAUACCUGCUAUUGAACAGAGCCCUGCAAUACUGGCAGGCUAGCCCGCCACUCAGGAGCCUUAAUGGGUCACUGAAAAGGAACUAAAAGAGGGAGGA